AUGGCUUCUUUCAAGAAGCCCUCCCCUCAUCCUGAGGACAUCACCGUCGAGUCUCUGCCCUCCAUCCUUGCGGACGACAACAGCGUGAAGCUCGCCGGCGUCGACGUUGACGGUAUCCUGCGCGGCAAGCUUGUCUCCAAGAAGAAGUUCCUCUCCGUCGCCAAGGCUGGCUUUGGCUUCUGCUCUGUCAUCUUCGGCUGGGACAUGCACGACCAGACCUACUUCCGCGAGCUCGGCAUCAGCAACAAGGAGAACGGCUACAGGGACCUUAUCGCCAUCCCGGACCUGGCAACGUUCCGCAGGAUACCAUGGGAGGACAAUAUGCCCUUUUUCCUCGUCUCCUUCUACGACCCAGACACCAAUGAGCCCCUGAGCGCAUGUCCCCGCCAACUGCUCAAGAGACAAGUUGACAAGCUCGAGGCCAACGGCUGGGGCGCCAUGGCAGGAGCCGAGUAUGAAUUUUACCAGUUCAAGAACCCCGAGGGCAACACCUCUGCCGCCCCUUACCUCAGGGACAACACCACCCACUCUCUCCCCGCACUGACAGAGGGCAUGUUCGGCUACAGCCUGAUCAGACCUGUCCAUAACAAGGACUAUUACUACGACAUCUUCAACACCUGCGAGGCGUUCAACUGCAACAUCGAGGGCUGGCACACCGAGAGCGGCCCUGGUGUCUACGAGGCUGCCCUCGAGUUCGGCGAGGUUCGAGGCAUGGCCGAUCGCGCCAGUCUCUUUAAGUAUGUCGUCAAGUCCGUUGCCACAAAGUACGCGAUCACGCCUUGCUUCAUGGCAAAGCCCAAGCAGGGCCUGCCCGGCAACUCUGGCCACAUGCACGUGUCGCUGGUCGACAAGGCAGGCAAGAAUCUCCUCUUCCGGGACACCCCCGACGCCUCUGCCCCUUGGGCCGACAUUGCCCACCUCUCUGAUAUCGGUCGGCACUUUCUGGCUGGCCUCCUCGAGGGCCUCCCGGACAUCAUGCCGCUGUUUGCCCCCACCAUCAACAGCUACAAGCGCCUGGUGGAGAACUUCUGGGCGCCCGUCACCGUGUCCUGGGGACUGGAGCACAGGGCUGCGUCCAUCCGCAUCAUCGCCCCGCCCACCGCCAAGCCGGGGGCGACCCGCUUCGAGGUUCGCGUGCCCGGCGCCGACGCGAAUCCAUUCUUCGUCUUCUCCGCCAUCCUAGCCCUCGGGAUUCGGGGUAUCGAGAAGAAACUGGAGAUUCCCUGCCCACCGCUUGGAAAGGGCGAGGACGUUGGUGGUGCGUCUGAUCAGGGUCAGAGGCUGGCCAAGAGCCUGCGCGAGGCGGUCGACCGCUUUACCAGGAAGGAGAGCAUUGCGAGGGAGGUCUUUGGAGACGAGUUCGUAGAUCACUUUGGAGGCACCAGAGAUCAUGAGAUCCGCCAAUGGGAUGAGGCCGUGACCGAUUGGGAGAUGAAGAGGUACAUCGAAACUGUCUGAUGCCCGUCUGGGUGGCAUCAUGGGAAUUCAUUGGACAGGAGGGACAGUCCUGCAUGGUAUUUGGGCAAAUUUUUCUAUUGCAACCUACUUCCGGGGUUUGGAUCCUGGCGAGAAUACACAAAAGGGCAAGAGAACGGAAGGUUUCCGCUAUCUGGGUUUCUCCACAAGAUAUACCCCCUCUUAUAUAACCACAACUUCC
Messenger RNA from Cryphonectria parasitica EP155, 1657 nucleotides. RefSeq names its product glutamine synthetase/guanido kinase. The record is from RefSeq and is a predicted model, not a curated record. Gene Ontology annotation, molecular function: glutamine synthetase activity. Lineage: Eukaryota; Fungi; Ascomycota; Sordariomycetes; Diaporthales; Cryphonectriaceae. The transcript is spliced from 3 exons. Bases 1 to 1458 code for a protein of 485 amino acids.